GAACAGCUUUUCCUCUUACAAACUCUUCUCAGAGCGAGCUAUCUCAGAUAUCCACAAUGCUUGGAAUCAUCGAAUCCCUCAGCCUAUUGGCAUAUGUUGGUUUCUCCUUAGCGAUACUGGUUCCCUUGUCUGGAGCCUUGGUUCGUUUCAGAGCCCACUAUAACCCGAAGGGUCUCCAACUAGACUCCGAGGGUGGUGUGCAACCACACACAGGCCCUGUCAUAUCGUCCUUCUUCGGUAUGCUCAAAAGAGUGUACAGAAUUGAAGGAUGGUCAGGACUGUAUAAAGGACUGAUGCCGACACUUCUGUCGACCCUUUUUAUAAUGGUGUUUUUGUUGGUUUUCUUGAGUGAUAGUAAUCUUCGUCACGGAGCCUACAAUGUGCCUUCAGUUGGAGUACUAGGAACAUUGUCCUACAGCCUAUUUUCAAUGUUAAUAUCCCUCCCUCAAGUUAUCGUCACGGACAGAGCAAUCACAACUCCACACAAGCUCCCUUUCUUACAACCCAUUUAUUCCUUGCGUCUCCUUUUGACACCCACAGAGCGCCGUCGACCAUGGCUUCUUUACUUGACUCCUGGUCUCCUAGCUGCGCAAGUGUGUCACAUUGCAUAUGUAGUCCUCGGCCUGCGAUCUGUCCGCAAGUUACUCCUACCUCAGCUCUCUGAAAGUGGAUUCCCAACGGCGAAUGACAUUUCUUAUGUCAAGCUAGGCAUUUUCUCCGCCAUCGCGCUUCUCAGCACCUUCGUCUUGACACCACUAGAAGUAAUCACCACCCGCUUGGCGAUUCAACGUAACCACGCUGCGCCCGAAUUCAAUUCUGUGGCGCAGGAGGAAGAAGGCGAUGCAGAGGAGGGCGCCGAAUACGCUGGUGUAGAGGAGGACGUCAUUGGAUUGAGGAACGAAAGGGAUCCAUAUAUCGGUCUCUUAGACUGCGCUAAGAGGAUCAUUGAUGAAGAAGGAUGGGCUGCCUUGUAUCGCGCGUGGUGGCUGACGAUGUUGGGUAGCCUUAGUGGUGCAUUCGCGUAGAAGCAUGUUAAUACUGAGUGUUUUAGUUCAACAUGCAUGGGCUCUGACAUGAAUUUCAGCAGCAACUCGCGUUAUAAGUGUACAUAUACAUAGUGAUAAAAUUGUACAGUAAUUUUUUUGGAUCUUAUGGUAGCUGUAAUAUAUUCACUGCUACUUGAAUAAAUAUGGCUUUAGUGCCGCGGUAGACUUCUAACUGAAUGCAC
Messenger RNA from Serpula lacrymans var. lacrymans S7.9, 1228 nucleotides. RefSeq lists its product as uncharacterized. Gene Ontology annotation, biological process: nucleotide transport; transmembrane transport. The transcript is spliced from 5 exons. The coding region runs from base 57 to 1025 and encodes 322 amino acids. The record is from RefSeq and is a predicted model, not a curated record. Lineage: Eukaryota; Fungi; Basidiomycota; Agaricomycetes; Boletales; Serpulaceae.